GAAUGCAGCGUCUACGCCUGGUGAAUGGACGCACUCUUACCAAUUCUGCUCUGGGAGAUGCAGCGGUGACCUACCGAGCGCAGAGGCCGGCGCGCACCCGUGGAGCCCGCGCUCGAGAUCCCUCCUCGUGCCAGGGCCCCAGGGCAUUCAAGGCCUGCCGACCGUUAGGCGGGUCAAGGGGUACACAGGGUGCGAAUUCGUUAGGCAAAAGCUGGGUACAGGCGCGAGCCACAGGCACGGAAACCUCGCGCCGACCGGGGCCCUAGGCCCGACGACGGCAGGUCGGCCAAGAGCGCGCCGGUAAGAGCCUGGGGGCAAGGGGUAGAAAGACGCCCACCUCAUCACAACCCAGAGCUCGGGACUCCUAUACAGUCCCAUAGGGAACAGGCGGCCGCCAUUCCCCUCCCCCACACUGGCGGGUAAGGCUAGAGAACGGUUUCAAGGAAGACGCAUGCGCAUGAAAUAAUUAUAAACCGCUAAGACUCCCAAGUUCAAUAUUCGCGGGAAGGCGCAGGCGCAACAAAAAGCCCGGCGGGUUUAUGGGUGGGGGUGCUGGGCCCAAAACCCAAGCGUGUAAUAAUCCGCCGGCGGGAGGUGGGCUGGCUCUUGAAAUUACGCAUGCGCCAGAGCUCUUUGUGACGCAACGGGGCGGUGCGGGCAGCUGGCUGCGCGUGCGCAGAACUCGCACAAAGGGCCUUAUUUAGGUUGCGCAGGCGCCCGCUGGCCAUUUCGUCUUAGCCACGCAGAAGUCGCGUGUCUAGUUUGUUUCGACGCCGGACCGCGUAAGAGACGAUGAUGUUGGGCACGGAAGGUGGAGAGGGAUUCGUGGUGAAGGUCCGGGGCUUGCCCUGGUCUUGCUCGGCCGAUGAAGUGCAGAGGUUUUUUUCUGACUGCAAAAUUCAAAAUGGGGCUCAAGGUAUUCGUUUCAUCUACACCAGAGAAGGCAGACCAAGUGGCGAGGCUUUUGUUGAACUUGAAUCAGAAGAUGAAGUCAAAUUGGCCCUGAAAAAAGACAGAGAAACUAUGGGACACAGAUAUGUUGAAGUAUUCAAGUCAAACAACGUUGAAAUGGAUUGGGUGUUGAAGCAUACUGGUCCAAAUAGUCCUGACACGGCCAAUGAUGGCUUUGUACGGCUUAGAGGACUUCCCUUUGGAUGUAGCAAGGAAGAAAUUGUUCAGUUCUUCUCAGGGUUGGAAAUCGUGCCAAAUGGGAUAACAUUGCCGGUGGACUUCCAGGGGAGGAGUACGGGGGAGGCCUUCGUGCAGUUUGCUUCACAGGAAAUAGCUGAAAAGGCUCUAAAGAAACACAAGGAAAGAAUAGGGCACAGGUAUAUUGAAAUCUUUAAGAGCAGUAGAGCUGAAGUUAGAACUCACUAUGAUCCACCACGAAAGCUUAUGGCCAUGCAGCGGCCAGGUCCUUAUGACAGACCUGGGGCUGGUAGAGGGUAUAACAGCAUUGGCAGAGGAGCUGGCUUUGAGAGGAUGAGGCGUGGUGCUUAUGGUGGAGGCUAUGGAGGCUAUGAUGAUUACAAUGGCUAUAAUGAUGGCUAUGGAUUUGGGUCAGAUAGAUUUGGAAGAGACCUCAAUUACUGUUUUUCAGGAAUGUCUGAUCACAGAUACGGGGAUGGUGGCUCUACUUUCCAGAGCACAACAGGACACUGUGUACACAUGCGGGGAUUACCUUACAGAGCUACUGAGAAUGACAUUUAUAAUUUUUUUUCACCGCUCAACCCUGUGAGAGUACACAUUGAAAUUGGUCCUGAUGGCAGAGUAACUGGUGAAGCAGAUGUCGAGUUCGCAACUCAUGAAGAUGCUGUGGCAGCUAUGUCAAAAGACAAAGCAAAUAUGCAACACAGAUAUGUAGAACUCUUCUUGAAUUCUACAGCAGGAGCAAGCGGUGGUGCUUACGAACACAGAUAUGUAGAACUCUUCUUGAAUUCUACAGCAGGAGCAAGCGGUGGUGCUUAUGGUAGCCAAAUGAUGGGAGGCAUGGGCUUGUCAAACCAGUCCAGCUACGGGGGCCCAGCCAGCCAGCAGCUGAGUGGGGGUUACGGAGGUGGCUACGGUGGCCAGAGCAGCAUGAGUGGAUACGACCAAGUUUUACAGGAAAACUCCAGUGAUUUUCAAUCAAACAUUGCAUAGGUAACCAAGGAGCAGUGAACAGCAGCUACUACAGUAGUGGAAGCCGUGCAUCUAUGGGCGUGAACGGAAUGGGAGGGAUGUCUAGCAUGUCCAGUAUGAGUGGUGGAUGGGGAAUGUAAUUGAUCGAUCCUUAUCACUGACUCUUGGUCAACCUUUUUUUUUUUUUUUUUAAGAAAAAAACUUCAGUUUAACAGUUUCUGCAAUACAAGCUUGUGAUUUAUGCUUACUCUAAGUGGAAAUCAGGAUUGUUAUGAAGACUUAAGGCCCAGUAUUUUUGAAUACAAUACUCAUCUAGGAUGUAACAGUGAAGCUGAGUAAACUAUAACUGUUAAACUUAAGUUCCAGCUUUUCUCAAGUUAGUUAUAGGAUGUACUUAAGCAGUAAGCGUAUUUAGGUAAAAGCAGUUGAAUUAUGUUAAAUGUUGCCCUUUGCCACGUUACAUUGAACACUGUUUUGGAUGCAUGUUGAAAGACAUGCUUUUAUUUUUUUGUAAAACAAUAUAGGAGCUGUGUCUACUAUUAAAAGUGAAACAUUUUGGCAUGUUUGUUAAUUCUAGUUUGAUUUAAUAACCUGUAAGGCACGUAAGUUUAAGCUUUUUUUUUUUUUUUUUAAGUUAAUGGGAAAAAUUUGAGACGCAAUACCAAUACUUAGGAUUUUGGUCUUGGUGUUUGUAUGAAAUUCUGAGGCCUUGAUUUAAAUCUUUCAUUGUAUUGUGAUUUCCUUUUAGGUAUAUUGCGCUAAGUGAAACUUGUCAAAUAAAUCCUCCUUUUAAAAACUGCA
Pan troglodytes (chimpanzee) is the source of this 2922-nucleotide messenger RNA. It is a transcript of the gene HNRNPH1, whose product is annotated as heterogeneous nuclear ribonucleoprotein H1. The record is from RefSeq and is a predicted model, not a curated record. Gene Ontology annotation, molecular function: RNA binding. The transcript is spliced from 15 exons. Bases 793 to 2142 code for a protein of 449 amino acids. NCBI's taxonomy places the organism in Eukaryota, Metazoa, Chordata, Mammalia, Primates, Hominidae.